CGGGCAGAGGCGCGGCGGCCGGCCAAGCAAACACGAGUUGCCAGAAGUAUAUCCCGGCGGCGUGGCGAGGGCCGCUGUGUGUGGCGGUAGGGGGAAGGGGGAGCACGCUUUGGGAUCAGGGUAUUCGCUAGGGGUCCAGAUACCCUCCUUUCGCCCCUCAUUACCCGGAGUUGGGUGUCUGCCUGCCCAGGUCGCAGCUAGGGUGGCGAUACAGGCAGCAGGGAGCUGGGACCGAGGCAGAAUUCGAACCCGGGUCUCUAGGCCUGGGCAGACCGGGGGGAAGAUGUUCUUGGAAAAACUGAAGCUAGUCUGCCCCUGGGGCCCCCGUCAGCGGAAAUAUUGUUUCAGAAGCAGAUAUUUACUGCACGAGGCUGCCGUGCAGGUGGCGUGGCAGGAUCGGUUAAGUCGGGUAACAUACUGGGUUUAACCACAGCAAAGCCUGGCCUGGCUUGGAGUCUCCGUUUCCCUUUUUGAAAAGCAAAGGCCAAGUAAGGGCUGUGGACUUUACAGGACUUGGGUUCAAAUUCCAGCCCAGCUACUGCCUGGCUGUGUGACCUCAGGCAGUUCCUUAACCUCUCUGUUCUUGAGCUUUUCACUGGUGCUGGGUUGGGGCAUUCCUAGAGGGGAGCACAGGCAAAGGCUGGGCAGGGAUAGCAGCUGCUAAAGGACCCUGAAUACUAGGUUCAGGGCUUAGGCUCUUCUCCCGGAUCCUGUGGAUCGACAGAGAGCUUAGGGGUAUCUUAGGGAUCAGGUGCAGGCAGCUGGCCUCUGGCCAAUGUUUUCUGCCAUAUUCUCAUUCUGUGUUGUCCCACAUGGGUGUUUAUUGAAUGGCCAGGCAGCUUCACAGGGUCCUGGGCCUUCUCCAGGGAGGGCUGAGCAAACUGUGGACACUUGACAGAUGCUUGGCAAGUGAACAAAUGAUGCCCAGGUUUCCCUUUGAGACCUCAAAUAUGGCUGUGUUUUCAAGAAGGCCCCGCCUGAGCGCGAGAGGAAGGUGGGCCAAGUGUUUUUCCCAAAGGCUGCUGCUGGUGACAAAUGCUGCAGCGUGGGGCUGAGGACCCAGAUGAGGGCUGGGAGAGGAUGUGGGACUGGCGGCUAUAUGGGUGGGGGGUGGGUGUUGGCAGGAAGUUUUGCAGGAACCUGUGGGUUUCACUUUUGCUUCUGCACAUCAGACUAGAGGACAGUUCCCUGCGGCUGUUGACAUCUGUGGCCUCAGUUUCUUAGGCUGGGAAAUUGGUGCAGGUGGUCUCUCCCACUGGGGUUGUUGGGAUAGGCAAACGGUGACUGAAUUCACCGGGGAGGCAUUGCCUGCCCUACCACUGCGUGUACUGGGCCCUGCAGGAGUUGUGGGGAGAAAGACGACACUGUACAUGCCUACCACAGUCUACCCAGUGCUGGCCCCAAAGCUGAACACCCUAUGUCGUUCGUCAAAUCUUCCCGGCGCCUUGCAAAGGUAUACAGAUGGGGAAACAGGCUCAGAAGGGCAGCUGCACAUGGAGCCGUGGACAGGCUGGAUCCCUCCUCCUUGCGUGUCUUGUUGCCUCGGUCGCUUGCUGACCAUGCUGUCCCAUGCCUUAGCCUGUGCUGUGCCUUCUGCCUGGGACACCAUUCCUGGCCCCGUGAGGCCCUGAGGUUUUCUCUCUCCCUCCCUGAACCACUGAGCUGCGUUGGCGGCUCAGGGUAUGUGGGCUGAUGCACUUGUCGAGAGCAAGCAGAGCCGUUGCUGGGCGACUGCACUGGGGAGGGAGGGGAGACGGUGUUGCUCUCAAUUUCCCUCUGCCAGGGCGGGUGCUGGGGGCAGGGCUCAGGUGGGAGAGGCUGAGCAAGGGUGGGAGUGGCCUGGGCCAGGGGGUCUGGAGGAAGGGAACUGGGAUGGAGGGAGGAAAAUGCGUGGGCAAAAGUUAAGAAGGACGGGAUCUAACUGCAAGAUGCUGACUUGAGGGUUUUUAAGGGUCGGAUUGGCAUUUUGGGGGGACCCGGGGGAGGAGGGCUGCCAAGACAUUUGGGGCCGUGGGCCUGGGAAGGGGUGCCUGGGAUGGAGUGGGGACCUGCCUCAAUUCCCCAGUGGGCCCCAGGAUCCUCUCCACCCUCUGCCUUAUUUGCCACUGCUUCUGGCAGUGGGCAUGGCACAGGCAAAAGUGUGGGGGUGGGAUAGUGAACACAGAAGCGAGCGAAGGGGAGCCAGGGGCUCCUGGCCAUGGGCAGGGUCUACCGAUGAUAACCACAGCAGUCUUAAUACUAGGUAAUAUUUGUCAAAAAUGGCUACCCCAGGCCUCCAAGGCUGAGCUAGGGGCCAUGAGGCCACCCAGCUGGGACCAGAGUGGCAGUGGUCACACCUAGCUUCCCAUCCCGCCCCAGAGCUGGCCAUGUGUGUGCUCUGGCCUGGGCACGCUGUCCUCUGAGCCCGGAGGUCUGGGCCAGCUCCCGAUCCUGUCCCCACCUCUCCCGACAGCUGUCGCAGCGGGAACCGCAAAAGUCUGGUGGUAGGAACGCCCUCGCCAACCCUUUCCCGGCCCCUGUCUCCGCUCUCCGUCCCCACAGCAGGCAACAGCCCUCUUGAGAGUCCUCGGAACUUCUCAGCUGCGUCUGCUGUGAACUUCCCCUUUGCCCGAAGCCACAUCCCACGUGUGGACAGGGCUGACGGCAGAAGAUGGUCCCUUGCGUCCCUCCCAUCUUCUGGCUAUGGAACCAACACGCCCAGCUCCACCGUCUCGGUACCCACAGUCCCACCUUGGCCAGCAGACAGGCGGGUGCGAGUCAAGCUCAUCCUCCCGGGAGCGCCUCCACCAGCUUCCUUUCCAACCGACGCCGGAUGAACUAUGCUUCCUGUCCAAGCAUUUCCGCAGCUCAGAGAGCGUGGUUGACGAGGAAGGCGGCCACCGCUCACCCCACCUUCGUCCCCGUUCCCGCAGUCUCAGCCCGGGACGCACAACAGGGACCUUCGACAAUGAAAUCGUCAUGAUGAAUCAUGUGUACCGGGAGAGGUUCCCCAAGGCCACGGCACAGAUGGAAGGCCGUCUGCAGGAGUUCCUGGCUGCUUUUGCGCCCGGCGCCCGGCUGGCACUGGCCGACGGCGUCCUGGGCUUCAUCCACCACCAGAUCAUUGAGCUGGCCCGCGACUGCCUGGCCAAGUCUGGAGAGGCGCUCGUCACCUCCCGCUACUUCCUGGAGAUGCAGGAGAAGCUGGAGAGGCUGCUGCAAGAUGCCCACGAGCGCUCGGACAGUGAGGAGGUGGGCUUCAUCGUCCAGCUUGUCCGGAAGCUGCUUAUCAUCAUCUCAAGGCCAGCGAGGCUCCUUGAGUGCCUGGAGUUUGACCCUGAGGAGUUUUAUCACCUGCUGGAGGCUGCCGAGGGCCAGGCCCGAGAGGGCCAGGGCAUCAAGACGGACCUGCCGCAGUACAUCAUUGGGCAGCUGGGCCUGGCUAAGGACCCCCUCGAGGAGAUGGUGCCUCUGAGUCACCUGGAAGGGGAAGGACAGCCUCCAGCACCCGAGUCCCCGGAGAGCCGUUCCCUCGUCGGCCCAUCACGGAGGAAGCCAUGUGAGAGUGACUUCGAGACCAUCAAACUCAUUAGCAACGGAGCCUACGGGGCUGUCUACCUGGUACGCCACCGAGACACACGGCAGCGCUUUGCCAUCAAGAAGAUCAACAAGCAGAACCUGAUUCUGCGUAACCAGAUCCAGCAGGUCUUCGUGGAGCGCGACAUCCUCACCUUCGCCGAGAACCCGUUUGUGGUCAGCAUGUUCUGCUCCUUCGAGACCCGGCGCCACUUGUGUAUGGUCAUGGAGUAUGUGGAAGGCGGCGACUGUGCCACGCUCCUGAAGAACAUGGGCCCCCUGCCCGUGGACAUGGCCCGCAUGUACUUCGCCGAGACGGUGCUGGCGCUCGAAUACUUGCACAACUAUGGGAUCGUGCACCGUGACCUCAAGCCUGACAACCUGCUUAUCACCUCAUUGGGCCACAUCAAGCUGACCGACUUCGGCCUGUCCAAGAUUGGGCUCAUGAGCAUGGCCACCAACCUCUACGAGGGCCACAUCGAGAAGGACACCCGGGAGUUCGUGGACAAGCAGGUGUGCGGGACGCCUGAGUACAUCGCGCCCGAGGUGAUCUUCCGCCAGGGCUACGGGAAGCCAGUGGACUGGUGGGCCAUGGGUGUUGUCCUCUAUGAAUUCCUGGUGGGCUGUGUGCCUUUCUUCGGAGAUACCCCCGAGGAACUCUUUGGCCAGGUGGUCAGUGAUGAGAUCAUGUGGCCAGAAGGAGAUGAGGCCCUCCCAGCUGAUGCCCAGGACCUCAUCACCAGGCUGCUCCGACAGAGCCCAUUGGACCGUCUGGGCACGGGUGGCACCCACGAGGUAAAGCAGCACCCCUUCUUCUGGACGCUGGACUGGGCCGGGCUUCUGCGACACAAAGCUGAGUUUGUGCCACAGCUUGAAGCCGAGGACGACACCAGCUACUUUGACACACGCUCGGAACGUUACCGCCACCUGGGCUCGGAGGACGAGGAGACCAAUGAUGAGGAGUCAUCCACAGAGAUCCCUCAGUUUUCGUCGUGUUCCCACCGGUUCAGCAAGGUCUACAGCAGCUCCGAGUUCCUGGCCGCCCAGCCCACCCCAACCUUCGCUGAACGGAGCUUCAGUGAGGACCGGGAGGAAGGGUGGGAGCGCGGUGGCGAGGGCGAGUUUGGCCGCCGCUUCAGCAUGGAGAUCCGACUGAGGUCCUGGACAUCCUCUGGUCCCUCCGGCCAGUCAUCUUCUUCCCAGCCGGAGCGGGGCCCCAGCCCAUCGCUCUUGAAUACUAUUAGCCUGGAUACAAUGCCCAAGUUUGCCUUCUCGUCGGAGGAUGAGGGAGCCAGCCCAGCCUCUGUGGGCCCCAAGAGGCCCAUCUUCAUUCUGGGGGAGCCUGAUCCACCCCCAGCAGCCACCCCAGUGAUGCCCAAGCCCUCAAGCCUUUCUGCCGACACAGCCGCCCUCAGCCACGCGCGCCUGCGAAGCAACAGCACUGGCGCCCGGCACUCGACACCACGGGCCCUGGAUGCCGGUCGGGGCCGCCGCCUUGGGGGCUCAAGAGACCCAGCUCCCGAGAAGUCUCGGGUCUCCCCCAGUGGGGGCCGCGUGCCCAAGUCUGCCUCAGUGUCUGCCCUAUCCCUCAUCAUCACAGCCGAUGAUGGCAGCGGUGGCCCGCUCAUGAGCCCUCUGUCCCCACGCUCACUGUCCUCGAACCCAUCAUCCCGAGACUCCUCUCCGAGCCGAGACCCGUCCCCCGUGUGUGGCAGCCUGCGGCCCCCCAUCGUCAUCCACAGCUCAGGCAAGAAGUACGGCUUCAGCCUGCGGGCCAUCCGCGUCUACAUGGGUGACAGCGAUGUCUACACCGUGCACCAUGUUGUCUGGAGCGUGGAGGAGGGAAGCCCUGCCCAGGAGGCAGGCCUGCGAGCUGGGGACCUCAUCACCCACAUCAACGGGGAGUCAGUCCUGGGGCUGGUGCACAUGGACGUCGUUGAGCUGCUGCUGAAGAGCGGCAACAAGGUCGCCCUACGGACCACAGCCUUGGAGAACACCUCCAUCAAGGUGGGCCCCGCCCGGAAGAAUGUGGCCAAGGGCCGCAUGGCUCGCAGGAGCAAGCGGAGCCGCCGGCGGGAGACGCAGGACCGGCGGAAGUCGCUCUUCAAGAAGAUCUCAAAACAGUCCUCCGUGCUGCACACAAGCCGCAGCUUCUCUUCCGGCCUCCACCACUCCCUGUCGUCCAGCGAGAGCCUCCCGGGGUCGCCCACCCACAGCCUCUCCCCCAGCCCCACCACGCCUUGCCGCAGCCCAGCUCCUGAUGCCCCAGCAGACACCACAUCCCCUCCCAGUGCCUCCCCGAGCUCCAGCAGCCCUGCCUCUCCUGCCGCUGGUGGCCACACCCGCCCUAGCUCCCUGCAUGGCCUGGCCGCCAAGCUCGGGCCACCCCGCCCCAAGACCGGCCGCCGCAAGUCUACCAGCAGUAUCCCGCCCUCCCCACUGGCCUGCCCACCUGUGCCUGUGCCCCCACCCCGCUCACCCUCUCCCCUCCCUGGACACCCACCCGCACCCGCCCGGUCUCCGCGGUUGCGCCGGGGCCAGUCAGCUGACAAGCUGGGUUCGGGUGAACGGCUGGAGGGGGAGCUGGGGCGCCGCGGCCGCGGGCCAGACUCGGAGCUGGUGGUCAUGCGGCGGCUACACCUGUCCGAGCGCCGAGACUCCUUCAAGAAGCAGGAGGCGGUGCAGGAGGUGAGCUUUGAUGAGCCGCCCGAAGAGGCCAUGGGGCCGUUCACUUCCGUACCACAGAUUGCCGUGGAGGGCGCAGAGGCUGUGCUGGGAGCCCUUGGACCUGCCGGGAAGGACUGAUCCCUCCCACCUGGCCUCUCCCCGGCCUAGAAGUUGGGCUUUUUUUGUGCAAUGUUUUUUCCAUAAAGUGACUUCUGGAUGGAGACUGAGCCACCAGACUAUGACACCUGGAAGGCGAGAAGCUGUCUCGGUCCUUACUGGAAGGCGGAGACAGCACGUCCCUUGUGUUCUGGUGCCGAUCAGGGGCCGUAGAGGCAGGAACGGGGAACAAGGGUGGCAUUGUAAAUAGCAGCAAAUCCCUGCGACUAAUUUAUUACUUUUUAUAAGCGAUAGGUAGACUGAGUCGCCAUGUGAAGGCGGCUGCCUGGGUCCUGCCCCCUGCACCUGGGACCCCAUUUGCAGACGCUGCCCCGCUGGGCUGAGAAGGAAGCACUUUGGACAAGUCAUGUAUGUUCGUGUUUUCUAGGUUUUCUGUAUUUUUUAGUUUUUUUGUGUUACUUGAUCCCAUCCUGGCCCAAGACCCACUGAUUUGAGGGGAUAUGGGCAGGCUUACCUGUCCGGGCCCAGUUUGGAUAUGGCUUGGAGGGUCUACAAAUGAUUCCCCUCUACCACAAAACAAGCAAUCUCGAUGAUGGACUGGAUUCUGAAAGCUACUUCUCACUAUCAUAGCCUCCAUCCCUAGGCCAGUCUUGCUAGAGUUUGCUUCUAGUCCUGAAGGCUUCAGCCUGGAGGAAGGAUGUAGGAACUGGGACUUUGUUGGAUGAGUAGGAGGUCACCAGAUCUAGGCAGAGGGGUCACCCAUCCCAGAGGGUGACACUGAUGCCCUGGGAGGGAGAGUCAGGACUCCAAGGGUACUGCCAGGGCAGGAGAAUAUCUGCCCUGCACAAGAUUUCAUGUGCUUGAUGCCCACCAGGGUGAGCCCUUGACCAUGAUGUGUCUGAAACACCCCAUGGGGGGGGUGUCCCUCAAUGUGUCACAGCCUUCCUAGAAUGAAAUUCAAGUGAGAAAACCCAACUGGGGGGCAAUGGGGCCCAAGUUUGAAUCUUGGCUUCCCUGUGUGUCUCUGGGAAAAUGGCUUUCCCGCUCUGUGCCUCAGUUUCCCUGUGUUUACAAAACUAAUCCCAGUGACUAUUUAUUAAGCAUCUACUCUAUGCCAAACGCUUUUACUCGUGGCUUCUCCCUCAGCCAGCCUUGAGAAGGCUGCAGGUGGUGUCAUCAUCCCCAUUUUACAGACAAGUAACUGAGGCCUGGUGAGGGGUGGAGACUUCUCUCACAGUCACCUGGUAAAAAUCAUGCAGCCAGGCCUGAGUCAUCUCCAGCUCUCUUCCCUAGGAUGCUAUGACCCCCUGGGCAUGUCAGACCGAACCUCCAUUUCCAGUUUGGAGGUGCCUGGCAAGAUCACUGUGUCCCACAUGGUGAGGGCACUUUCCAGGCACUGCAGCCCACUCUGCAUCCCUCCCAGAGACCCCCGCCCAGCACUGGCUGGUGUUGGAGCUAGACCAAGGCUGUGCAUGACUUGCUCCCUGUUUCCAUCCUGGAGCUGACCGUGAAUAAAAGCCCACAUUUACAAAGAGGAAGUCCAAUGUCUGGAUUUGUGAGGGGCAAAGAAAGCGGUAAGGGAAGAGUGCGGUGGGGACAGGGUGAAAACUGGCUUCAUUUAAAGGGGUUUUGAAGGCUGCAUAGGAAUUCAAUGAGGUUUCUCCCUGAGGCCUUCUCGGGUCCUUGGCCUCCUACUGCCCUCUUCCUGAGAACCCAUCAUAGGCUCUGCCCUUAAAAUCAUCCAGACAUCGAUCUGGGGCCCUGCGCUGUGUUAAUAAAAUAAAUAAACCAUCUUUGUGUCCUUUC
Ailuropoda melanoleuca (giant panda) is the source of this 8145-nucleotide messenger RNA. It is a transcript of the gene MAST3, whose product is annotated as microtubule associated serine/threonine kinase 3. Gene Ontology annotation, molecular function: ATP binding; magnesium ion binding; protein binding. NCBI's taxonomy places the organism in Eukaryota, Metazoa, Chordata, Mammalia, Carnivora, Ursidae. Gene Ontology annotation, biological process: intracellular signal transduction; peptidyl-serine phosphorylation; cytoskeleton organization. The coding region runs from base 2683 to 6360 and encodes 1225 amino acids. The transcript has 26 exons. The record is from RefSeq and is a predicted model, not a curated record.